AGGUUUUCUGGGUGGUCUCAAAACGGAAACAGGAAUGUUGUUGUGUCAAGAUUUUAAACAAUGACAAAUUUUGUCACAAUACAGGAUUUUUCAAGGACUUCUAUCAUCGGCAAUGGGUUAAUCAUGAAAUAUACGUAUACAUUCUAACUCAGGAAACUCUUUGUUUUGUUUAUUGUGUGUUCUAUUCGUAAAAGACAGGUUUUCUUAAAUUCCGGCGAGUGGGAGGUGAAUAGAAAAGCCAUUGAAUAUUUCAAAACAUGGAAGACCGAGAAAGCAUAUACUCAUCAAAUUAUUCUCAGUCCUCUAUUCCAAUUACACCUCCGGGAUUAGAAGCAAUAUAUAAUGCAUGUAGAAGACAGUAUCAAGACCAACCAAAUCCUCUCCAAGUCACAGCAUUAGUCAAAUAUUGGCUUGGAGGUCCAGAUCCUUUGGACUAUAUUAGCAUGUACUCUAAUCCAGGUGAUGAAAACCGAGGAAUACCUCCCCACUGGCAUUAUAUAAGUUACGGACUGUCAGACUUGCAUGGAGAUGGUCGAGUACACGAUCAUCAGUUCAGAAUGAAUGGAAACGAAGGACCAAGUGGAUUUGGUUUUGAAUUAACUUUUCGACUCAAACGGGAACAAGGUGAAACAAACCCACCAACAUGGCCUGCCACUUUAAUGCAGGCGUUGUCAAGAUAUGUGUUCCAAACAGAAAAUGUUUUAUAUAGUGGUGACCAUGUUCCAUGGAAUAUGCCAUUGGACGGAAGUGAGUCGAGAAUUCAACACAUGCUUAUGGCAGAAGAUGCACAGUUAUUACCCAUUAGUACACCAUUUGGUAGUGUAAAUUUUGUACAAAUUAUUGGAUUAUGUGAAGAAGAAUUAAGGGCAGCUCAGCAUUGGAAUGGGCCUGGUGUAAUAGAGCUGGUUAGAUCAAUUCCGUGUGCUGGUGGACCAUGGUUAAUAACUGAUAUGAGAAGAGGAGAGACCAUAUUUGAGAUUGACCCACAUCUUCAGGACCGAGUGGACCAGGGUAUAGAGACUGAAGGAUCAAACCUGUCCGGAGUUAACAGUCGCUGUUCCUGGGAGGAACCAGGGGAGGGGUCUGAGGAUUACUUCAAUGAAGAUGAUAACCACAUGCAUGAAGAGAGAAGAAACAGUAAUGAACUGGACAGACCAAGAAUAUCCGAUUUUGAUUCAGAACAAAUAAAAGCAACAUUAAAGAAAGGUUUAACCAGACCAAGUAAUUUUGGUAGAAGAGACUCUAGAGAGAAUUUCGAAUAUGACCGUCAGUCAAGAAAACAGUCAUUUGAUAGUACAUGUUCGGAUGGACCAACAGAAUUACUACGCACUCGCUCAUUGGAUGCAGUACAUUUAAAAUUUAACCUUGAAGCAGGCCAAUUACUUCCCUUGGCAUUACGGGGCAGGUUAAAGCAUGGAAGACAUUUUACUUUUAUGAGUGCUUUAAAUGACACUGCUAUUACAUUAGUAUCAUUGAGUGUAAAUGGAUCAAUCGCAGAUGAAAACCAUCCCUUUGCUGCUCAUGGACCAUGGUUACAGGUAUUAUUAACAGAUGACUUUAUAGAAGAAAUGAACAUGGACAUUGAAGAGUUGUUAAAUCCUGAAGAGGUUGAAUUUCCUAAAACAUAUUCCUGGCCAGAGAGAAGAUUGAUAGUGACAAUUUUACCAGAUGAGGUGUGAGAGAAAUUUUUCAUGGCAAUAAAUGUUCUUCUUGGGAUACUUGAAAUUUGAAUGAGAAAUGUCUGAAAGGAUUAAACCACAUCAGUCGUUUUGUUUUUGUGUCAUUGAAUAACUUAUUUAAAGUGCUAUGAAUGGGACGAUUUACUCAGAUGAAAGUGCUAAAAGUCAAUUUCUUCCUGAAAACUUGUUCAUCAGAAGUUUUGCCUUUAAGGUAUUUUCGAAUGAUGUAUCGUUAUUUGUCAGUGUUGUGAAAAUGGAUGAAGAAAAAUUCCUGUUGUGAAGACGAUGUAAUUAUAUAUCAAAACAUUCUAAAUUUUGGUGAAUGUAACAUUCUGACUGCAUAGCAUUGGAUUGGAUUUUAGUGUAUACACAUGUGUUUUCUGACGUCAUUCAAAACAUUGUUCAUUUAUAUUGUCACCUCAUUUUCAUGAUAUAUUUUAAGUGCAAUCAGAAAAAAUAAUUUUUUGUACAAAGAGAUUAUGAAUUUUGUAUAUUUUCACAUCUGUAAAUACAUACCUUGCAAUUUAUUAGAAUCUUAGAACAGCUGUUAGAUAACAGUGUAGUCGUCACGUAGCUAUAAUAUAUAUAUAUAUAUAGAUAGAUAGACUUUUCAAUUAGAUAAAAGCUUAUCUUGCAUAUAGCUUUACGACAAUACAUCAAUUUUUUUCUUCAAGAUUGAUUUUGAAAUGAACAUUUAUAAGGAAGUCUACUUCAAUAUAUUUAAAAGCAAACAUGUUGUCUGUUCAAAUAUUAGUACGUUAAAAGUGCAUCUGAACAUUUUUCAAAAUGGAAAGUAUAAACCCUAUUAAAAAUGAAUAAAUUAUGUAGAGAAUUUAGACCUAUUGUAAGCAAGUGAUGUGCAUUUCAAGCUUGUUCUGUUUCCCAUUUCAUCUAUAUAAUUUCUGAAAUGCAUGAUAUAAAAAGAGGAUAACUAAUGUUCCCCAUUACUCAUGUUAUUUUUGUUUUUAUGUAUUGUCCUAUUAACCAAGGGAGUUAAUUCAGAAUUUCCUAAAAUAGAAUAAAAAAUAAAUUUGUAAAAAAAAACUUGGCUUUAAAUUAUACAAUUCAGGACCUUAGAGUUAAAAUAAAUGUUUUAAAACAGAAUUAUUCCAUAUUAAAAGCAAUUUUUUUCAGUGUACAUGUAUAUAAUUUGAAUGAACUUUUUUAAUAUACAUUCAAAAAAUGAAACAAUUUCAAAGUAAGUUUAUUUGGUUGUUACCAGGUUGUAGAAGUAAACACAUUUUUGGUUUGUUGUAUAUGAAAAUAAGGUAAGAAUUAAUGUUGUUACUUUCAAAACCAUUUAAUGUUCAGUUUUGCCUAUCUUCUUUAUACAUAGCAUUAUUGUCAGCCUUGCUAAGCUCUUUAGAUAAACCUAUCGUGUAUCAGGUUAAUUUCCUGUGUAUUUAAUUUCUCGCACAUGCAUACAUUUUCUACCCCAUAAAAUCCCUUAAAAUACAUACAUAAAAGUACUUAUAACUUGCCAAAAUUAAUCCCUACAAAAUAUUAACAUACCAUGUUAUUACAUCAGGGAAAAAAAAGUUAAAACUAAAUUUACAUGUAGCUGAAAUACGGUUUAUCAAGGCUUUUGGACAUUCAUUAGUUGUUUUUUGUUUAUGCCUUAAUAUUUGUAUUUACAUUGAUUUGGUUGAACCAAUUUUUUUCUGAUUAAAAAAACUGCUUUUUAAAUGAAAUUGAUUUUAUAACUUUUGUCCUACUAUGACCUGUCUAUAAUUUGCUUGAUGGGUCAUUGGUAAUUGAAUUAAUUAAAAUGUGCCAUGAGAUUUUGCUUAUAAAUUUUUUGACGCAACUAUCACCAUAUGAUCACAUGUUUAAGUGUCAUGGUUUAGUGUAGUCCAGUUUUAUUGAGGAUCUGAUCUAGUUUUGUCAUUGUCGACUAGAUCUGACCUUGUUUUUGUCAUUGUUGACUAGGAUCUGACCUAGUUUUUGUCAUUGUUGACUAGGAUCUGACCUAGUAUUGUCAUUGUUGACUAGUGCACCUGUUUAUUUUAACUUAAAUGUUUUAAUGUUCAGUUAUCUCAGUAAUUUUGUUAAAUUUCAAACUUAACGGUACAUUUUUUUCACAUUAAUCAAAGGUUUUUGACAGAAUAUUUCAUGCUUAGUUUGAUAUUUGGUUGUUUUUGUUUUAUUCCUUAUUGUUAAUUGCAUUUGAAAUGCAUGAACAUUGUUUAAAGAUAGUUACCUUCACAUAUUAUAUGUUUGUUUACAUAACAUUGUUAUCUAAAUGUGUUAGUUUCUUGAUCUCAUGUUUAUUUACAUUAAUAUCAUAAAUCUCAGUUUUCAUUAAGGAUGCAUAUUUUUAGUCCGUUAUUGAUAAAAUAACUAAAAUCUCUAAAGAGAAAGAUAUGGAAACAUUUAAUAUACUCUGGUAUAGUUUGGUAACAUAUUUUAAAUGGAAUUUCUUCAUGGCAUCAAGAUUUACAGUACUUAAGAAAAUACUGGCUUAAUACUUGCAAAAUUUAAGAAAAAAAAAAUUUGAAAAAAUGAAAUCUUUUAUGUAGGAUUUACAUUGUUAGUUUGAAUAUUUUGCAAAACGGACCCAUAUAUAUUUAAACAAAGGUCCACUCUUUUAAUUUUUUCCUCAGCUUUAAAUCUGCCAUAACAGUUCACUAUAAUGUGAGAAUGUAAGCUACUAUUAAAUUUUGAAAGCAAUAUACUUGUCAGAACUUCCAAAUCAAAAUGGUGCAUGUAAAAAUUUUCACCAUUUAGGAAAAUCAUGAGUUGCCUUUUUGGUUUAAUUUAAAAAAGAAUCUUAAUACAUAAUGUUUUAACAUUUUAAUAGUUGUAGAAUUCUGUAGUAUAAUUGCAAAUUUAUUAAUACCAUGCAUAAGAAGCAUGAUACUUAUUGCAGAGACUCAAUUGAAGAUUUGAAAUAUGAUUAUUAUUUAUACAUGUUUUAUUUUGAAUUAACUUGAACAUUAAAUGUGAAAAUAAACAGUUCGAACAUGA
This is a messenger RNA of Mytilus californianus (California mussel), 4646 nucleotides long. RefSeq names its product suppressor of fused homolog. Gene Ontology annotation, cellular component: cytoplasm; nucleus. Lineage: Eukaryota; Metazoa; Mollusca; Bivalvia; Mytilida; Mytilidae. The transcript has 10 exons. Gene Ontology annotation, molecular function: transcription factor binding. The record is from RefSeq and is a predicted model, not a curated record. Bases 258 to 1679 code for a protein of 473 amino acids.